UGGCUGGUAAAGCUCCUAAAUAUUCUGAGGUCACAUAAGGCGUUUUAAAUUCAGGGUAUGAGCGAGCAGAGAGAGAGCAGAGCAAAUAGGGUAGGGCAAUGGAUGACUGUGUCCACAGACUCAGCUUCCUGGAAUGUUGUACACUCCUCCCUGUACCCUUGGUUAAGGGUUGGGGUGCCUGUUGUAUCCUCCCUUCUUCAUUGCCAUGGCAUGUAAUUUGGCAAUUGAAAAUCUACACUCUGAAACCUGGAUAUGUCUAUAGUUAGGAGGCGCUGGGAAGGGAACACUUCCUGGGAAAGCAAAAAAAAAAAAAAAAGAAAAAAAAAAAGGUCAGCAAAAUUGCAGGAGGCCAAAACCUUUCUGAGAACAGCUAAUGAGGAUAAAAAUAUGGACUUUGUUCUUUACUGUGUGUGUGUUUAUUCGCUUAAUGCUUUUUUUUCUUUUUUACUUUUUUUCACACACAGCGAAAAUGUCCUCAGUCAGAUAUCAAAGAAUAUAAUUAUUUAUAUUUCAGAGUAAUUUGGUCUUCUGAAAAUAAUCCAAGCCACUUGAAAAACUGUGUUCUGGACCACCCUGGCAUGGUUUGAACGUCAUCAUCAAUGGGAGACUGAGGACGUUUCAGGCCCUUAGAGAAAUUAUCCCUGAAAGGUGAACAACAUUAACAGAAGCUGCAUCAUCUAUGGCUCCCUGAAGAAAUUGCCUCCUCCUGAAUCAAAAGUGCCUCACUUUGACCUGCAUUUUGUAAGCCAGAAACAGGUUUGGACCCCGUGGAGGGACAAAGUGUCCGUGGACACAUCAUGCAUGCCCAGCUGGUCUGUACUCUGCCAUUUUCCUGGCUGUUGACACCCAAGACACUGAUGUGACACGCUUCCAGACUUACCAUGCUGAAGUCACUGUGACUAAGGAAAAAAAAAAACGAAAAAAACAAAACACAAAACAGAGUCAAUGAGAAAAAGGCUUGCCAGACUUCACAGAGCUCUUUCCAAGCCCUUCACCUUCAAGGACUUUCCUCUGUCUCUGUAUGAGCAAUGAUGUGUGUAUUUGUCCAUGAAGAACACAGGCAAAUUCUCCAUAUUGGAAUUAUGUUAAUAACAUAGAUCCCGUGGGUCCUGAAUUACAAAUGGAGGACUGCAGGCAUAGCCAACAGAAAUGAAGCAUGGAUUGAAAAGUCAUAAUGAGUGAUUUUGAGAGUCAUGAAGUUAUACGACAAUUACAAAUAUCAGUGUCAUCACUUUCAACAUACCCUUGUGAAAGAAAAACAUAUUACAUAAAAGAAAGUGUAUGCACUCAGAAUUAUGUCAAACCUUUGAAAACAUUGGGGUACACAUGAACACGGCUGGCACAGCCGUUGUUGUGCAUUAGACAUAUGUUAAUAAUUUAAACAUAGUUAGAAGCAAUUAACCAAUGGAAAUACAAUGUUUUUUGUGUAUCACCACGAUGCCAGGAAUUUAACAUGAAGCAAACACUAGAGAGAAGCUAAAGGGUGAAUGGGAAACAAACACUGGAAACACUUGGAUAGAAAAUAAAAGGUCUUCACUUCAUUGCUCAAAAAGUUCAGUGGAGAUUCACCACUGAUACAAUACUCUGAGAAGCAGACGUGGCCAGCUUUGAGAAAAACAUUUGCUUCUUAUCUGAAGUAUACACUUAGGCAUGAUAUUCCUCAUGCAUCAUGGUAUACAAGAUAUACUACACUAAGGUCGUGCAGCUGACCGAAGAGUUCUUACGUUUAUCAAAUAAGUCUAAGUAUAUCGAAUGCCUCAAUGGAACAUCAGAAGUGAAAGGAUAUGGUCAGCAUGGCCAACACAACAUUGUCGAAAAGACUGUCCCAGUGCAAAGACACUGCCGCAGAAUCAGGGCAAGGGGAAAAAAUAAAAAAUAAAAAGGGUUUCGGCAUUCACCCCACGACCGCAGGGGAACAUGCAGGGAUAAAGCGGUUCGGGGAAACCGAAAGGCUGGGGUAGGGCGAGCGAGGCGGGGGGGACGGAGACGGAUGCGGGGCCGGGCGCGGAGAGAGCAGCGGGGGCCCCGGGGAGGCGCCCGCGAGAGGCCAGAGGGGCGGAGGCGCAGGCCCGGCCCCGCCCGCCGUGUCCGCCCCUGCUCUCAACCAGGUCGGACCGCUCCACAUAAAAACUCCCGCGCGGACCGCGCUGCCUUACAGCAGCAGUGCUGAGAGCAGCAGUAGCAGCAGCGUUAUCAUGUCCGGCCGGGGCAAGGGCGGCAAGGGGCUCGGCAAGGGCGGCGCCAAGCGCCACCGCAAGGUGCUGCGCGACAACAUCCAGGGCAUCACCAAGCCCGCCAUCCGCCGCCUGGCUCGGCGCGGCGGCGUCAAGCGCAUCUCGGGCCUCAUCUACGAGGAGACGCGCGGCGUGCUCAAGGUCUUUCUGGAGAACGUGAUCCGCGACGCCGUCACCUACACGGAGCACGCCAAGAGGAAGACGGUCACGGCCAUGGACGUGGUCUACGCCCUCAAGCGCCAAGGUCGCACCCUGUACGGCUUCGGCGGCUAAACUCUGCGCUCCACCCGGAUCACCGCGACAAAGACACAAAGGCUCUUUUAAGAGCCACCCACUUUGUCUUUCAAAAGAGCUGCGUUGCUGUACUAGCGCUUCGUCUAUAAGCGCUUUGGUUUCCAGUAUUCUCCCUCCCAUGACAACUGCUUUACUUAGCCCCGUGUGUUUCAGCUCCGGUAAGCCCCGCUGCGGCCCCUGAGCAGCCCUUAACCCACCACAACCCAGACAGGUGAAAACCAUAGUUUUCGGAAAACCUCGCUAGCCUAACCUCUCGACCAGGCGCCGCAGCUUUGUUCCCUUUACUCUCGGAAAGGGAUCGCUGCACGGCUAAGGGGAAAGCCCUGGAGAGAA
This is a messenger RNA of Cinclus cinclus, 2861 nucleotides long. RefSeq names its product histone H4. NCBI's taxonomy places the organism in Eukaryota, Metazoa, Chordata, Aves, Passeriformes, Cinclidae. Gene Ontology annotation, biological process: nucleosome assembly. Gene Ontology annotation, cellular component: nucleosome. The transcript is spliced from 3 exons. Gene Ontology annotation, molecular function: DNA binding; protein heterodimerization activity; structural constituent of chromatin. Bases 2196 to 2507 code for a protein of 103 amino acids. The record is from RefSeq and is a predicted model, not a curated record.